Molecule: messenger RNA, 2177 nt
Organism: Annulohypoxylon maeteangense
Lineage: Eukaryota; Fungi; Ascomycota; Sordariomycetes; Xylariales; Hypoxylaceae
Product: FAD-binding domain-containing protein
Exons: 1
Coding region: 196-2004 (602 amino acids)
Molecular function (GO): oxidoreductase activity; FAD binding
Source: RefSeq, a predicted model, not a curated record
GCACUGUACUGCUUUCUUAUUAGGUUUUAUUCUGUGAGAUAAUUCCUCAACCUUCGCAUUAUGACCUCGACUACCGUUUAGAUCACAAAGAAGACAAAAUUUCUACAUCGCCGUACCUAAUUUGACGCUCUAUGAAUUAGGUCGAUUCGUAAACGCGAGUUUUUAUAUUCAAAGUGUUAAGCUACGACAUUAGGUAUGAGGGAAUCCCUACUUUUUGUCCUUGUCGGACUCGUUCCUUCGUGUGCGGGGCACAGUGAGGAGAUAUGGAGCUCGCUCAAUACUAGCACCAAUGGACGUCUUCACACAGACCAACCCUUUGCAUUACCAUGUUAUUCGAUGUAUAAUGGAAACCCAGUCAAAGCUAAUAAAGAGCAAUGCUCUACUGUUCGAGAUAAUUAUACCACCAAUUCGAUCCAUGCAGCAACCCCCGGCGGAUAUCUGAAUCUUCAGGGGGAGUUAUGUCUAGCGAACCCCUUAGACGAGUGUACUCUCAACAAUACAGUGAUUCCAGCCCCAGAACCUGCUUCCGGAGUCUCGUGCAAUCAAGGGAGUGUUCCUUCAUAUUAUAUCGAGGUUGAAGAAAUUUCAGACAUCAGCGCAGCUUUAAGAUUCACUCGUGAAUACGGGGUGCCCUUAGUAAUCAAGAACAGUGGUCAUGAUUACAUGACUAGGAAUAGUCAAAAAGGAGCUCUUGCUCUCUGGGUGCAUAAACUGCAAGGUCUUACAUUCCAUGAGGACUACGUGCCAGAGGGAUGCGCCGAAAACCUAAGCGUUGGUCGUACUGUCACUACAGGAACUGGGGCUAGCGCGGGCGAUAUUCAGAAUUUUGCGCAUGAACACGGAAGUACGUUUAUCAGUGGCUACUCUCCGACAAUUGCGAGUUCUGGGGGGUGGGUUCUUGGCGGUGGGCAUAGCGUGUUGUCGCCUGUGUAUGGUCUUGGAGCCGACCGUGUGGUCGAAUUCAAGAUCAUUACCCCCGACGGAGUCAUCCGGGUUGCCAAUCAAUGCCAACAUGAGGAUCUUUUCUGGGCUCUACGCGGAGGGGGUGGUGGCACGUUUGGAGUUGUGUUAGAAGCUUCACACCGCGUUGAACCCUUAAUGUCCGUCGCGGUUGCUAAUAUCAUUCUUCCCGAAAAUGGAACAGCGGAUACAUCGUUGCAGUGGAUCGAAUUGAUGGCACGACAGUCCUUAACUUGGGGUAAGCAGGGCUGGGGAGGCCAUGCGGCAGGGCUGUACCUAACCUAUAUGAAUCCAAUGCCGGCCAUCGCUAACUUGACGGAUGGAUCUUCUGCUGCUAGGGACUCGAUGAGAGUUGCCACAGAAUUUGCACUUGCUGCUGGAGGGACUAGCACCAUAGAAGUUCUCCCAAGCUUUCUUGAUGUGUGGAAUAAGUAUGUUCUGCCGGGAGCCUUGGCAACGGCGGGAGUAACUCGCAUAUUGGCAACAAGAAUUAUUCCCCGAAAGUUAUUUGAAGACGAAGCCGGAAUAGCCAAAUUGAUGAAUUUCAUGGAAGCUGCACAGGAACUAGGCUUUGAUCCGCGUGGUUUCUACUGUCCAGUGGGUACUCCUUUUGUUGUUGGCGGCCCGAUGAACCUUAACGCUGCGAACGGGACGAAGCCUGCAACUUCUGUUCAUCCAGCAUGGUAUGAUUCUCUUUGGGAUAUUUCAACAUCCUUGACAAUACCCUGGGGUGCAUCAUAUGAGCAGCGGUUGCAAAAUAUGACAGCAAUCACAAAGGCGACCCUCCUUGCGGAAGAACUAACUGGCACCGAAGGAGGGACAUACACGAAUGAAGCGAAUCCUUUCACGCCCAACUGGCGUGAAUCGUGGUGGGGUGAUAAUUAUGAGAGGUUACUUGAAAUUAAGAAGAGGUAUGAUCCUGAAGGUGUUUUCAAAUGUUGGAAAUGUAUUGGCUUUGAAGACGAAGAAAUAUCUACCGAAAGAUUUCAUUGUCAGGGAAAACUACAACUUGACGUUGAUCGCAACUUGGCAAAUGCCAUAUGACCAUAGUAAUUCGGAUCAAACUUACGAGUAGCAAUUCACAUUCGAUAUUUCCACGAUCUAGGACGUUAAAAAGAGUAAUAUAGUCAGGAUCAAUGUUAGUUGGAUUCUAGAUAGGUCCUACCUAGGUACCUAUUGAGCCCGGCCAGUUUCAACUCCCGAUGCUUACCCCUAGG